UUUUUCGCAUUCGGUAUCACUCCCUUUGCUUGGAGACAGAAAAACUCGAACUUUCUCUCUCAAAUGGGCCUUAACGUCCUCAAAACGACACCUUUUUCUUCUUCCUCUACCACAGCUCUACUCCUAAUCACCGCCAGUGCCACCGCUGCAAAACCCGCCUCAAAACCCGCCUCUUUCUCUAGAUUUCUCAACUCUUCUUUGGAAACUGCUUCUAAUUCUGUUCUUACUUGUAAAACCCGCUUGAGAUUUCCUUUUUCUUCGCCAAGGGCUAUUACUUGCCCCAUUUCUUCAUCUGGGUUCGGUAGCUUCCUUCACCAGAGCAAGCGUAGGUUUCGUGGUAGUGUUGUUGUGGCCAUGGCUGCUUCUGGGUCGGUCCAGAAAUCCGAGGAAGAGUGGCGUGCUAUUCUCUCCCCUGAGCAGUUUCAAAUUUUGAGACAAAAGGGCACUGAGUAUCCAGGCACUGGAGAAUAUGACAAGUUCUUUGGUGAGGGAGUCUAUAACUGUGCAGGAUGUGGGACUCCUCUCUACAUGUCUACUACAAAAUUUAAUUCUGGUUGUGGUUGGCCAGCUUUCUUUGAGGGUCUCCCUGGAGCCAUAAAUCGCAAUCCGGACCCAGAUGGGAUGAGGACUGAAAUCACUUGUGCAGCUUGUGGUGGGCAUUUGGGCCAUGUAUUUAAGGGUGAAGGGUUUCCAACGCCCACGGAUGAACGUCAUUGUGUCAAUAGCAUAUCACUCAAGUUUGUUCCUGCAAAUGCUUCGGAGUAAAUAUGUUAGUACAUAUUCAUUCUGUAUAGAACAUGGCCAUAAUGUGAUAUUAUGCUAACAAGAACUGAUGUAACUUCUGGAUCAAAUUCUACUUAAGGUUCUAUUGUAUUUGAUCUUCAUUUUUUUCUUGCAAUGUAUGCACAAUGUUUGGAGUUUCUUUGUGGAGUUGCAUAGGGAGUAUCUCAUUAUCCAAAGAAGCAGGAGAAACUGCUACCAAAAAAUAAUGCAAAGUGUACGGUAUAGAGUUCCUAUACAGUUUUUGGAAGCCGCAUGGCCCAUGUAUAUUUAUUGAAUAUAUACAUCAAAGGAGUAAUGACUCUAUAGUCAUUUUCAUUCAUGUUAUACAGUUGGAGAUUUUUAUUGCUUUGACAAAAUGAAGAUCUGUAGAGAAGCCAUUUUUCAGUCCUUGGUAGCCAUGAAAAAGGUAAAGCUAGUUUUCAAGGCAAUAAAUG
Durio zibethinus is the source of this 1217-nucleotide messenger RNA. RefSeq names its product peptide methionine sulfoxide reductase B5-like. The record is from RefSeq and is a predicted model, not a curated record. Gene Ontology annotation, biological process: response to oxidative stress; protein repair. Lineage: Eukaryota; Viridiplantae; Streptophyta; Magnoliopsida; Malvales; Malvaceae. Gene Ontology annotation, molecular function: peptide-methionine (R)-S-oxide reductase activity.